Messenger RNA from Trichoderma virens Gv29-8, 498 nucleotides. RefSeq lists its product as uncharacterized. Gene Ontology annotation, molecular function: ubiquitin conjugating enzyme activity. Gene Ontology annotation, cellular component: nucleus. The record is from RefSeq and is a predicted model, not a curated record. Gene Ontology annotation, biological process: protein polyubiquitination; ubiquitin-dependent protein catabolic process. Lineage: Eukaryota; Fungi; Ascomycota; Sordariomycetes; Hypocreales; Hypocreaceae. The coding region runs from base 1 to 498 and encodes 165 amino acids. The transcript is spliced from 5 exons.
AUGAGCAGCCCACGCCGUCGAAUUGAGACUGAUUUCUUUGUCCGAUUCAAGGGCCCGGCAGAAACUCCGUUUGAAGGAGGUCUAUGGAAAGUACAUGUCGAACUUCCCGAUACGUAUCCGUAUAAGUCCCCUAGUAUUGGCUUCGUGAAUCGCAUUUUCCACCCAAACAUCGAUGAGCUGUCCGGGUCUGUGUGUCUGGACGUCAUCAACCAGACAUGGUCCCCCAUGUUCGAUAUGAUCAACAUCUUCGAGGUCUUCCUGCCGCAGCUUCUUCGAUACCCGAACCCGACAGACCCUCUCAACGGCGAAGCAGCUGCUCUACUAAUUAGGGAGCCCAAGAGCUAUGAUGCAAAAGUUAAAGAAUACGUCCAAAAGUAUGCCAACAAGGAUGUCGUGGACGAGGCCGGUGCCGAGAGCGAAGAUGAGGACGAUAUGUCCUCGGUGGCGAGUUUCGACGACGAUGACGAGGAACCGGCUGGCCAGAUGGAUGACGUAUAG